Messenger RNA from Nothoprocta perdicaria, 2123 nucleotides. RefSeq names its product rab GTPase-activating protein 1-like. NCBI's taxonomy places the organism in Eukaryota, Metazoa, Chordata, Aves, Tinamiformes, Tinamidae. The transcript is spliced from 9 exons. Bases 296 to 1411 code for a protein of 371 amino acids. The record is from RefSeq and is a predicted model, not a curated record.
ACCUUGCCUGUGCUCCCCUUCUGCCAUUUUCCUGCUUUUUAGAUACAUUUGAGAUCCAUGUUUUCUUCGGUUUGCUUUUUCCAUCYGCCUCGGACUCUGGCGGAGCCAGCGCAGUGGAUCAUUUUUUUCCUUGAUUCUUAGCAAAGAUGCUUUUCUGUUUCUGAGACGCUCCUUAGCUGCUGCAGCCGCCYCUGAGCCUGCUCGGGACCCGCAGCUGGCUCCGCUCCCGGUGCCCCUUUGAAAUCCUGCUGAAAAGCCUGUUCUCCUCACUCUGGAUACUUACCACUUGCUGCUCAUGGAGGAAGGGGUGCCUUGCAAAACCCCUGCUGCCAAGCUUGCACCACCUGUCAAAAAGUCCCAGGACAUGCAUGACGAGAGGAGCAAGCUGGUGAACGAGUAUGCAUGCCGGGUGCUGGAACUUCUGGGCAUGGGCCAUCGCCUGUUCGUGCCUCGGCUGCUCGCGACCUCAAAAGAAGACCUUUUGCAAGCUGAUUUUGAAGGAGCUUUGAAAUUCUUCAGGGUGCAGUUGCCCAAGAGGUACAGAGCUGAGGAGAACGCUCGACGACUGAUGGAGCAAGCUUGCAACAUUAAGGUGCCAACCAAAAAGCUGAAGAAAUAUGAGCGAGAGUACCAAACAAUGCGCGAGAGCCAGCUGCAGCAGGAGGAUCCCAUGGACAGAUACAAGAGGGAGAACCGCAGGCUCCAGGAAGCGAGUAUGAGGCUGGAGCAGGAGAACGAUGACCUUGCACAUGAACUUGUAACAAGCAAAAUCGCCUUACGAAAUGACUUGGACCAGGCUGAAGACAAAGCAGAUGUUCUGAACAAGGAACUUCUCCUGACCAAACAGAGACUAGUAGAGACUGAGGAAGAGAAACGGAAGCAGGAAGAAGAAACUGCUCAGUUGAAGGAGGUGUUCAGAAAGCAGCUAGAGAAAGCGGAAUCUGAGAUUAAGAAGACCACAGCCAUUAUUGCCGAGUAUAAACAGAUUUGUUCUCAGCUGAGUACCAGGCUGGAAAAACAGCAGGCAGCCAGUAAAGAUGAGCUGGAAGUUGUGAAGGGUAAGGUGAUGGCCUGCAAACACUGCAGUGAGAUUUUCAGUAAGGAGGGAGCACUGAAGGUGUCUGCAGCAAACAAGGAUAAUAAAGGAAUCGAAACAGAUGAUGAGAAGGAUGCACUCACCAAACAGCUGAGAGAGAUGGAGCUGGAACUUGCACAGACCAAACUGCAGCUUGUGGAAGCCAAGUGCAAAAUUCAGGAGCUGGAGCACCAGAGAGGAGCCCUUAUGAAUGAAAUCCAAGCUGCCAAAAACUCUUGGUUUAGCAAAACCCUGAACUCUAUCAAAACCGCCACAGGCACACAGCCACCGCAGCAGCCUCAGCCACCUCUGCCGCCCAAAGAGAGCAGUACAUAGUUCCAGCCAGAGCCCCGGUACCAGAGCACAAAGAACAACAUAACUCAUGCAAACCCUGGAGGGUUCUUCCAGUGGGCUCUCCUCUUGGGGAAAGGACAAAAGGCAGGAGCGCAGGCUUGAAGUGAAAUUCUUCGGUGUUUUUCAUUCAUUCUGAUGUGACCCUUUACAAGGGAGGAAAAAAAAAAAAAGAAAAUCCUGUUUUAUGUUGAAUUCCUGUUUCCCAACUGCCUUGUUGAAAGCCACGUUCUGAUACCUUCAUACUUUUACAAUUUAUUUUAUAUGACUAGAUGUUAAAAAUUAAUAAAUAAUUCAAAACUAGGUCUUUAAUACAUGACUAAUUAUUCAAAAUUAUUUUUACCUUGCCUAAAAGGUUUUUUCUUCUAGGAGAGGAAGAAACAGAACAGAGAAUGUAAAGUACUGAAGCAUAAUCUCUUCACAGAAAGCACAGUGUAAUAAGUACUAGUGUGUGUGCGGGUGUCAAGAAUAACUCAUGCCCUAGGACCAUCUCAGAACUGUAUUGCUGUGACUGUGUCCUGCAGAGAAGCACUUUUUGUAAAGCUUAGGCCAUAGCAAAGGUAGUCUUGUGCUCUCUUGGCACAAUUGUUUGAGCUUCCCUAAUAAUUUCAAAGUUUUGAUUUUUUUUCUUCAGAAAUACAAGUAGUGCAAUUCUUCGUAGCACUGCUGUUUCAAUGUUAUUUACAGCURAACUGGA